This is a messenger RNA of Caenorhabditis angaria, 1174 nucleotides long. The record is from the annotation of a GenBank genome assembly. NCBI's taxonomy places the organism in Eukaryota, Metazoa, Nematoda, Chromadorea, Rhabditida, Rhabditidae.
AUGACUUCUCGUUAUUGGGGCGACGAAAAACACGCGGACGCAGUUUUUGCCGUUUAUUUACGCAAGGUUCGAUAUGUUCCGCCGCAAGGAUAUGAGGGAGUUCCGGUUAGUUUAUUUUUUUUUGGUAGAAAAAAUUACACAGGGGAAAGAUUUUUUGAAUUUGAUUAGAAUACUAAAAAGUAGAUCAGUUUGGAAAUCUAGAUGACCUAAAUUCAUAUAAAUAAAUAUGGAAAAUUGUUAUCCGUUUUUUUUCAUUACACAUUUUUUUUGUAUUUGUAGCUAUGAAAAUGAAACGAAAAAUGAGAAGAAUGGUAGGUUGGGUUUUUUUGAUGCGAAAAAAGUUAUUACAGGGUGCGCCAUAAAUACGUGGACAGCUAUAAUUUAAUAUUAUUUUCAAAUUUAGAACAGUUUUUUGUAUAUCGUUUUUAAAAUACUUAAUUAGGUCCCUAACAAGUAAAUUAAAACCAAUAUCUCUUAGUUUGGUCGAUUCUGCGACCUAGGAAAUCUUGUAGAACUUCGGGAAAAAUUUCAUCACGGCACGCAAAACAAUGAAAAAGUGGUCUCGCUAUUUUUGGAUGGAAUUAUUUUUGUUGCGAAGUCUUCAUUUAAGUUGUAGAAUGUUUGAUGGGUUGUCAGAGAGUCCCAAGAAGCCAAGAAAAAAUAUAAAAUUGUCCACCAUGUCUCACACCAAGUUUGGGUGGAGGUUUUUGGAACUGUCUGCUUCAUUGGGAGAAAUCAUUGAUCUCCAUUGAUUUUGGGGUCAAAAUCGGGAGUAAAGUUGAAAUAAAUGUAUUUCUGGACUAACAUAUGUACCUAAGAAUGAAAAUCAACCUCGAUAACAAACAUCAAGUGCUCCAGCCAAUCACAGUGCACAAUAAAAGAUAAAAUCUCCCAAAAUCGCUGUUGAGAAACAAUUUUUUCGAUUUGAGCAACGUUUUUAAAUUGAUGUUAUUUUUGUCAGAAACGAACCCAUUGCAUAAUUCCUUUCAAAUUAGUUAUCGGAAAGGUUCUAGGUAAACCUCCAAUCAUGUAUUUAGACUAUACAGAACCUAGUUUUCAAGUAUUGGGACAAUAUUUCCGACAAAUGGCAGCGUGCCGUGAUGAAAUUUUCCCCGAAGUUCUACAAGAUUUCCCAAGUCGCAGAAUCGACCAAACUAAGAGAUAUUGGUUUUAA